Messenger RNA from Rotaria socialis, 1131 nucleotides. Lineage: Eukaryota; Metazoa; Rotifera; Eurotatoria; Philodinida; Philodinidae. The record is from the annotation of a GenBank genome assembly.
AUGGCCUUAUCAAAAGUGAGUAAAUUCUACUUGGCUUGUCGGAAUAAUGAUAUAAAUGAGGUAAAACGAAUGAUUACUUCAAUGAGUGCUGAUGAAAUAAACCGAUUGGAAGAAACAAGUUUUGGAAUGAGUACAGCGUUACAUGCAGCAGCAUAUUAUGGUUAUCAUGAAGUGGCCGAUAUAUUGUUGACACAUAAAGCUGAUCCAACAAUCAGAAAUUUUACUGGACUGACACCUUACGAAGAAGCUACCACUAGAGAUGUAGCAUGUGUAUUCAGAAGACAUCUUACUAAGGAUAAUACUCCAAAUAGCCGUUUUUCACAAGCGAACCCAAACCGUGAAUGGAUCUCAUGUGAUCCAGAUAUGAUUAAACGCGCACCGCAUUAUGACACAUGGCUUGAAACCGGUUGUCGUAACAUGCCAUUCAUCGUUGCAGAUAAUCUACGUGAUGAUUCAGAACUAACAAAAGAAUUAAAAAACGAUCCUAAUAUAGAUGAAGUUUGGAAAUUAUUUAAAGAAGCAAUUGAAACACAUGAUCCAAAACGUAUUGUGAAAGCUUACACAUUGGAAACGCGUUUUUAUGGAUUGUUGAAUAUGCACCUAGCAGAUACAUCAGCUGAAAUGUUAAAUGAAACAUUCAUAUUCGAUCCAAAAAUCCAACCAUUUUGGCAAACCUACGGACGACUAGCUGCUAUUAUUGCUCGACAUCCAGAUUUGCAAAAAUAUCAGGCUGAUGGUUUGUGUUUUCGUGGGAUGAUAUUGAGUACGGACGAAUUAUUGCAAUAUAAAGUUGGUAAACGUAUCUUAACUAAAACUUUUUCUUCAUGUUCACGUCACUCUUCUGUUGCCGAAGACUUUGCCACGAAAGAUCUAGACCUAGAAAGCGACCGUUAUCCUAUUAUAUGCGAAUAUAACAUCAUUAGUAAACGUUCUGCGUUGAAACUUGAAGAUCUAUCAGCAUAUCCAGCAGAAAAAGAAGUGUUGAUCGUACCAUUUUGUGUAUUCGAAAUUGUAAAAGUCAAAACAAAAACCAACUGGUCAGCCGAGGAUGGAACAGUGAAGAUAAAAGAAGGAAGAAAAAUCACAUUAAAAGAAUGUGAAAAACAACACUCCAUCUGUAGUAUAAUGUGA